GCCCUCCUGGCCAACGGCCUCAUCAUCAGCGCCAUAGCCGCCGGCCACCACCUGCACACGCCCAUGUUCUUCUUCCUGCUCAACCUGGCCCUCAGCGACCUGGGCUCCAUCUGCACCACUGUCCCCAAAGCCAUGCACAAUUCCCUCUGGGACACCAGGAACAUCUCCUACACUGGAUGUGCUACACAGCUCUUUUUCUUUAUGUUCUUCAUUGGAGCAGAGUAUUUCCUCCUGACCAUCAUGUGCUACGACCGCUACGUGUCCAUCUGCAAACCCCUG
This is a messenger RNA of Melospiza georgiana, 279 nucleotides long. Its product is annotated as olfactory receptor 14I1-like. The record is from RefSeq and is a predicted model, not a curated record. The transcript has a single exon. Gene Ontology annotation, molecular function: G protein-coupled receptor activity. Gene Ontology annotation, biological process: G protein-coupled receptor signaling pathway. Gene Ontology annotation, cellular component: membrane. The annotation marks the transcript as partial. NCBI's taxonomy places the organism in Eukaryota, Metazoa, Chordata, Aves, Passeriformes, Passerellidae.